Pelecanus crispus (Dalmatian pelican) is the source of this 486-nucleotide messenger RNA. The record is from RefSeq and is a predicted model, not a curated record. NCBI's taxonomy places the organism in Eukaryota, Metazoa, Chordata, Aves, Pelecaniformes, Pelecanidae.
GUGAUGGAAAUUAAAGGACAAAUGAUUCAUGUGCCAGAAUCAAAUUCAAUUUUGUUUCUGGGUUCCCCCUGUGUGGACAAGCUGGAUGAACUGAUGGGCCGAGGCCUCCAUCUGUCAGACAUACCUAUCCAUGAUGCUACUCGCGAUGUCAUAUUGGUUGGGGAGCAAGCAAAGGCCCAGGAUGGCUUGAAAAAACGAAUGGAUAAACUGAAGGCAACGCUAGAAUGCACACACCAAGCCCUGGAAGAGGAGAAAAAGAAAACAGUAGAUCUCCUUAUUUCUAUUUUCCCUGAAGAAGUGGCUCAGCAGUUGUGGCAGGGGCAGCAGGUUCAGGCCAGGAAGUUUGAUGAUGUCACCAUGCUCUUCUCAGACAUUGUUGGCUUCACUGCCAUCUGUGCGCAGUGCACACCCAUGCAGGUCAUCAGCAUGCUGAAUGAACUCUACACGCGGUUCGACCAUCAGUGUGGAUUCCUCGACAUCUACAAG